AUGCUUUCGUUUAAACAAUUCCGAGUAUCAUCUUCAUCAUUACUUACUAAAAGAAUAAGAUCAAGACAUCAUUCAUCAUCCACAUUCAAAACUGCAGUAGAGACUGCAGAAAAAUUAGUGACACCACCAACAUCGAAAUUUCUGGAUCCAUUUUCUAUAGUUAGUCAUGAAAUGUCUAAUUUAGCUAAAUCUAUAGCUAAUUUAAUUGGGUCAGGACAUCCUACAUUAAAUCGUGUUAGUUCAUAUUAUUUUGAAGCUGAAGGGAAAAAUGUUCGUCCAUUAAUUGUAUUAAUUUUAUCCAAGGCUUUACUGAGAAUCCCCAUUGAACAAAGAAAUAGAAUCCCCAUUGAUACAAUUGAUGUCACUGAACAAAAAAGUUUCAAUGGUACGCCAACGAAACAAAAUAGUACUAUUGCUGGGAAAUCUAUUGAUGAUUCAUUAUCACCAUUGGCAAUUUUACAUGGAAUAAAUCCAAAAGUGAUAUUAGAUCCCUUAUCUAAACCAAUGGAUAAAUUACCAAUUAUCGGUGGGAGUAAUAAACUGGAAGACAAGGAAAACUCUCAGGGACAACUUGAUAUAUUACCUAAACAACGUCGAUUGGCAGAAAUUGUGGAAAUGAUACAUACAGCAUCGUUAUUACAUGAUGAUGUUAUAGAUUUAUCUGAUUCUAGAAGAGGUAGACCAAGUGGGAAUAUUGCCUUCACUAAUAAAAUGGCAGUGUUAGCUGGGGAUUUCUUAUUGGGGAGAGCUUCAGUGGCGAUUGCUCGAUUAAGAAAUCCUGAAGUAAUUGAAUUAUUAUCAACGACCAUUGCUAAUUUAGUGGAAGGAGAAUUUAUGCAAUUGAAAAAUACUGUGUUACAAAAUAAUAAUAAUGAUGAAAUUUUCAAUGAUGGUGAUGUUAAAAGUAUCCCACAACCAACUGGUAAAGUACCAACUAAACUUCAUCAAUAUUCAGUACAACAAAAAAAUGGAGGAGAUGCUGUUGUUGAUCAUAACAUUAAUGUCGAGGCAGCAUUUGAAUAUUAUUUACACAAGACAUAUUUGAAAACAGCAUCAUUAAUGUCGAAACUGUGUCGUGCAGCAGCAGUAUUAAGUGGGUCGCAAGAUGAUAUCAUUGAAAAUUGUUAUCAAUUUGGAAGAAAUUUAGGAUUAUGUUUCCAAAUUGUUGAUGAUAUGUUGGAUUACACUAGUAGUGAUAAAACUAUUGGUAAACCAAGUCAAGCCGAUUUAAAAUUAGGUUUAGCUACUGCACCAAUAUUAUUUGCUUGGAAACAAGAACCAAAAUUGGGAGAAUUGAUUGCUAGAAAAUUCAAUCAACCGGGAGAUGUUGAAAUUGCUAGAAGAGCCGUCGAAAAAUAUAAUGGAGUGGCUCAAACUAAAGAAAUGGCAACAAUGUAUUGUCAUCAAGCUUUAAAGAAUUUAAGAGUUUUACCAGAAUCAGAAGCUAGAAGUGCCUUGGAAUUGUUGACUAAUUCUGUUUUAACUCGAACCAAUUGA
Molecule: messenger RNA, 1497 nt
Organism: Candida dubliniensis CD36
Lineage: Eukaryota; Fungi; Ascomycota; Pichiomycetes; Serinales; Debaryomycetaceae
Product: trans-hexaprenyltranstransferase
Exons: 1
Coding region: 1-1497 (498 amino acids)
Biological process (GO): isoprenoid biosynthetic process; ubiquinone biosynthetic process
Cellular component (GO): transferase complex
Molecular function (GO): prenyltransferase activity
Source: RefSeq, a predicted model, not a curated record